Guillardia theta CCMP2712 is the source of this 1503-nucleotide messenger RNA. RefSeq lists its product as hypothetical. The record is from RefSeq and is a predicted model, not a curated record. The coding region runs from base 1 to 1503 and encodes 500 amino acids. Lineage: Eukaryota; Cryptophyceae; Pyrenomonadales; Geminigeraceae. Gene Ontology annotation, molecular function: fatty acid amide hydrolase activity; amidase activity. Gene Ontology annotation, biological process: fatty acid catabolic process. The transcript is spliced from 13 exons.
AUGGCGCCAAGUCGCCAAACUAUGACCAUGCUAGCGCUGGGAGGUGUUCCCGCAAUCAUCAUCUUCAUCUUUCGACUUCUUCAGGCGAUCAAGGUCUCUCGAAAACGAAAGGACCUUGAGGAGAAAGCGCACAAGCGGAGGAACGAAUCGAUGCAACAGAUUGAAAAAGUAGUUGCACUGUCCAAAGAAGGAUCCAAUGAUGAGCCGGGCGAUGCUGUCACCAACAUAGCGUACAAAGACUUGAAAGAAAAACUCGAAACAGGACAGCUCGCAGCUUAUGAUGUUGUGAACGCCUAUCGAAGAAAGGCCGCUUCAUUGCACAAAGAAUUGAAUUGCCUCACCGGAUUCAUUGAAGGUGCGCUUGAACAAGCAAAGACUUUAGAUUCCCUAAGAACCUCAGGCCAGUUGAAAGGCGUUCUUCAUGGCAUUCCUGUCAGCGUGAAGGAGACGAUCCUUCUCAAGGGUUACGACAGUACAGCAGGUAUAGCAAAACGAUGUGGAAUACUUUCAGAGGAAGACAGCGUCGCCAUUGCUGCAAUCAAGGAAGCCGGAGGCGUUCCAUUUUGUAGGACUAAUAUUCCUCAGACCAACUUGUCCUACGGAUGCAGGAGAAUAUCUCGGAGAGGAUCUUUUUCUGUUCUUCCUGGGCAGACAGGAGUAGCAGCUUCCUUUGGGCCUAUGGCAAAGGAAGUAGAUACAAUUGCAGCAGCAAUGUCAGCGUUGGUUACCUAUUCGAACAAGUAUGAUACAUUCGUGGCUCCAAUCCCAUGGAGCUGGGAUACAUACAAUGCUAGCUCAAAGCUCAGAAUCGGAUACUAUGUCGCGGAUGGCUUCAUAGCCUCAACUCCUGGUGAGUUUGCUCCCGCACCGACAUCCCAGUCAUACAGAGAGGCAGCGUGUGCUCGGGCGGUCAGGGAGGCUUGUCAUGCGAUGAGAGCUCGCGGACAUCAGAUUAUCCCCUUUAAACCACCUCAUGCUAUCAAGGUCUUCGAACUUCUCCAAAACGAGACAGUAGAUGGAAGUUUAAGAGCCUUCGUAGAAGGGGUGAGAGUGUCUGGAUCAUUCUGGACUGGAAAACUGCUGCCAAAAGCUCUAAGGAGACAAGGGAAGAAGCGAGUUGCGGAUCUGCUGGAGUCGCAAGGAAUAUGCUCGACAGAUGAGCUUUGGAAAGCGCAGAUUUUCAACUUUCUCGAUUUUCCAGCAGGAACUGUUCCAGUUGGUACUGCCAAUACAGAAGACGAACUGGCAAUGGAGGACUGGCCACACAAUACGUUGAAGGAGCAGUUCGGCGAUGACUUGCAGAGGAUGAUUGAUUCUAACUUGGUAUACGGUGAACAGCAUGAUGCGGUGGAGGCAAUCGUUCGUUCUAACUGUCAAGGCAUUGUUGGUCUUCCCACGGCCGUGCAGUGUGUCACCUUGCCAUGGAAGGAAGAACUCUGCCUACGAGCCAUGCGAGAAAUUCAAUCGGCUCUUGGCAAAAAUGUGCCGACACCUUGCUUGUAA